CCCCUAACCAGAACCAGCUUAUGGAUAAGAGAAACGUACAGAAAACGAUAGAAGCAGCAUACAGAAAUACAGAUACAGCCGAACUACACAACCCCAAGAGAUGCUAAUUUAGCCGCAGAAGAGACAAAGCUAGCUUUAAUGGGUUUCUGCUGUGAUAGAACUUUGCUUUCAACCACUGAUCUUCGUGCCACUGGUUUUUCUCGGCGGCUGAGGAGCCCGACUCUUCCUUUUCCUUACCUGCACCAGCAGCAAAAAGGACGGUUUCAUGGGCUCCAAAGAGCAGCAAAAGUUCUUGCUUACUAUGGCCUGAAGAACCCCCUUUAUAAACUUGACUCUUUAGAGCCGUAUAUGAGUCGGAGGACACUUGAGAUGCACUGGGGGGAGCAUCAUCGUGGUUAUGUGGAAGGUCUAAACAAGCAGCUUGAGAAGAAUGACAUAUUGUACGGCCACACAAUCACUGAACUUAUUAAAGUAACAUAUAACAAUGGGAACCCCUUGCCUGAAUUCAACAAUGCUGCUGAGGUUUGGAAUCAUGAAUUCUUUUGGGAAUCCAUGCAACCAGGAGGUGAAAAAAUGCCCAGAUUGGGAUUUCUUGAGCAGAUUGAAAAGGAUUUUGGUUCCUUCACCAAUUUGAAAGAGAAGUUCGUAGAAGAAGCCCUCACACUAUUUGGCUCGGGCUGGGUUUGGCUUGUUUCCUAUCAUCGGUUUGGAUUUGUGGGAGCAUGCUUAUUAUUUGGAUUACAGGAACGACAAGGAGAAGUAUGCAAAAGUGUUCAUAAAUCACCUUGUGUCUUGGCAUGCAGCAACAGGUCGCAUGGGCCGUGCCCAAGCUUUUGUAAAUUUAGGGGAGCCAAAAAUUCCUGUUGCUUGAAAUUCUUCUCAAAUAACAUGAAUAUUUUUCCUGCGGUAGCAACGGGGGAAAGUAUAUACAGUUUUUUUCUAUUCUAAUUUUUCCUUACUUAAAAUCUCUCUCUCUCUCUCUCUCUCUCUCUCGCUCUCGCGCGCGCGCACACACACGCACAAUUAAUUCCCAGGCUCAAAAAUGUAAAACGACGGGCUAGAGUUACUCCUUUGGAGUUUGGACCCUUCUGGUUUAAGGCUAUCAAGCAGUUUUACCUGGAAGCACCACA
Messenger RNA from Malania oleifera, 1130 nucleotides. Its product is annotated as superoxide dismutase [Fe] 3, chloroplastic. Bases 139 to 948 code for a protein of 269 amino acids. Lineage: Eukaryota; Viridiplantae; Streptophyta; Magnoliopsida; Santalales; Ximeniaceae. Gene Ontology annotation, biological process: superoxide metabolic process. The record is from RefSeq and is a predicted model, not a curated record. The transcript is spliced from 8 exons. Gene Ontology annotation, cellular component: chloroplast nucleoid. Gene Ontology annotation, molecular function: superoxide dismutase activity; metal ion binding.